Molecule: messenger RNA, 984 nt
Organism: Solanum dulcamara
Lineage: Eukaryota; Viridiplantae; Streptophyta; Magnoliopsida; Solanales; Solanaceae
Product: ras-related protein RABF1
Exons: 8
Coding region: 119-721 (200 amino acids)
Molecular function (GO): GTPase activity; GTP binding
Source: RefSeq, a predicted model, not a curated record
UCUCUCUCUCUCUCCAAUUUUCCUCUUCCUCAAAGCUUAGAAAAUAUACCCAAAAUAUAAAGUCAAAAUAAACCCAUUUGAUAAAAUUUUACAAACAAGUUUUUUUUCUUGUUAGGUUAUGGGUUGCGCAUCUUCAGCUGCAGAUAGGAAUUCGGGAAGGGCUGCUGGACUCAAUCCUGAUAAUGGUGGAGCAAUUGACCCUAAAAAUCUCAAAGUGAAGCUGGUACUCUUGGGUGAUUCUGGUGUUGGUAAAAGCUGUAUUGUUCUGCGCUUUGUACGUGGUCAAUUUGAUCCGACAUCUAAGGUGACUGUAGGAGCUUCUUUUCUGUCUCAAACAAUAGCCUUGCAGGACUCAACUACAGUUAAAUUUGAAAUAUGGGACACAGCUGGUCAAGAGAGGUAUGCAGCACUUGCACCAUUAUACUACCGAGGUGCUGCUGUCGCAGUGGUUGUGUAUGAUAUUACUAGUCCCGAGUCUUUUGCAAAAGCACAAUACUGGGUCAAGGAAUUGCAAAAACAUGGGAGCCCUGAUAUAGUCAUGGCUCUGGUUGGCAACAAAGCCGAUCUCGACGAAAAAAGAGAAGUAACAACACAAGAUGGAAUUGACUGUGCUGAAAAGAACGGUAUGUUCUUUAUAGAAACAUCUGCCAAGACAGCUGAUAAUAUAAACCAGCUGUUUGAGGAAAUUGCCAAGAGAUUGCCACGACCGACUGCUGCUUGACCUGUAAGAAUAUAGAUUGACAUAAAACAGCUGCAGCAAUGCUGAUUGCUACGUACUGCCUGCAAUACUAUGUAUAUGAAGUCAUUCUCGGUCUCUUUUUCUCUGCACUAUUCUUGUUACGAUUUCUGAUCUUGUAAUUGCGGUCCUCUUCCACGAGACAUCUUGCUAUAUAACUGUGAGAAUUGAGCAGACUAAAAGCUCACUUCAACUUGUGAAAGUUUGAAAUAUUUGAAUGAUUCAGUGACAUAUAUGUUUCCAGUUCA